Molecule: messenger RNA, 4029 nt
Organism: Girardinichthys multiradiatus
Lineage: Eukaryota; Metazoa; Chordata; Actinopteri; Cyprinodontiformes; Goodeidae
Exons: 10
Coding region: 309-2972 (887 amino acids)
Biological process (GO): microtubule anchoring at microtubule organizing center; regulation of microtubule cytoskeleton organization; protein localization to organelle
Cellular component (GO): Golgi apparatus; cytosol
Molecular function (GO): dynactin binding; cytoskeletal adaptor activity; dynein complex binding
Source: RefSeq, a predicted model, not a curated record
AUCAGUGCCUUCUCGUUUACAGCGCGCGUUUGAUACUCGACCCCUCCGUGAAACGAGGGAAGCAGGUGGUUUGGGAGGAAGGGGAGCGGCUCUUCUUCAUACUUAAACUGGCUACCUGGCAACUAACGUGAUUAGUGGACAGCUGAUGCCAAUUGGUGCCAAGGAGGAAGCGGCGUUUCCGUCUGCUUACGACCGGCGAGCUCCAUCUUUGAAAUAAAACAGCGGGUGCAGCGGUGAUGAGGGUGGAUGAGUGAGGGAGACGGGUGUCACAGGGGAACGUCGGCAGAUAAGCGGAAGGCCAGGCAAGGAUGUUGGAGGCCGACGCAGACCUAGCGGGUGCAGAGGUCGAUGAGGAGGCGGAAGCGGACAUGGGGAGCAGAGACUUGAAGGCUGAAGUGACGAGGCUCACUCUGGAGCUCCACGAGGCCACGGAGGAAAAGCUGCAGGCUGCUCGAUAUGGACUGGUAGUGCUGGAAGAAAGCGCCGGCCUCAAGAUGAAGCACAAGCAGCUGGAAGAAGAACAUGAAUCCCUAAAGCUGGAACUGCAGCAGCUCAGAGAGGCUUUUGCAGAUUCUGUGAGCAGCCAGAAGCGUGCAGCUGCUGAUGGAGAGUGUCGGGAGGAGAGCCUGCUGCAGGAGACUGCCACCAAAGAGGCUGCCAUGGCAACCCGGUUGGAGGAAGUUCAGACAGAGCUCAAACAGGCUCGUCUUGCUCUGGGCAACGCCCACGAAGAGAUCGAUAGACUGGGGGGCCUCUCCACCCACCUUAAGAAGGAAUGUGAAUGUCUUGAAGCAGAGAAGAACCAUUUAAGAGAUGAAAUGAAGGAAUACAAAUUACGUGAGCUGCGGCAGCUACAGGACAAUAGUGAGCUGGAAGAAGAGAACAUCUCCUUACAGAAACAAGUAUCUGUGCUAAAGGAAAACCAGGUAGAGUAUGAAUCAAUGAAGCUUGAGCUAUCCCAGAAGAAUGAAGAACAAGAGGAGCAGCGAGCACAGCUGGAAGAAGCUGCGAGGCUGCGGGAGAUAGCAGAGAGGCAGCUGGACGAGGCCCUCGAAGCCCUGAAGGAGGAGCGGGAGCAGAAGAACGGUCUGCGACGGGAGCUCUCUGCCCUGACCCUGAACCCGUUUGAUUCCGUUGGCAACUUGGAGCUCCAUUUGGAUCAGCUGGAUGACAGUCAAGGGGAGGGCCAGGGAGGAGAGGGUGAGGCUCAGGAAGAGAACCAGGACAGCAGUCGUACAAAUGGAUCUGCAUCUGCGCCCAGCAACGGCCUCAUCCAUCGCUACUCCACGCCACACAACAGCAACGUGUUACUGCGUGCUCCAGCUUCAGGCUUGGUGUCUGACCUGCUGAGUGAGCUGCACUUUUCAGAUAGUCAGAAACUGAAACAGCAGCUCCUACAGGCAGAAAGGGAGAAAUCCAGUCUGGCUAGCAAAGUGGAGGAACUGCAAAUGCAGCUGAUGAUGUCCAAACAGGCACUAAGUCAGCAGGAGGACAAGGUUGGCUCUCUCACUCAGCAGCUGGAAGCUGUGCACAUUAGUCAGCAUCAAAACCAGGAGGCAGAGGGGAGGCAAAAGGUGGAAACUGGAAAGGAUGGUACUGAAGGCUUUGACUAUGAGGUGGACACAAAGAGCAAAGAGGUGCUGGAGGCGCGAAUGCGUGCAGCCAGUGAAGAGCUUCUCAAACUGCGAGAUGAACUUUCUCAGGCGGGAGCCCGUUACAACACCCUCGAGCAGAGAUACAAGCAGGAGAAGGACCGGUGGAAGGGGGAGGCCCAGGAGCUGGCUGACAAGAUCCGUCAGUGUAUCAAGUCCAGCAAGCAGGAUCAGGAGCGCAUCAGCGAGCUGGAGAAAGAGAUCGGAGCUACACGGAAAGUGGCGACUGAUUCUGAAGGGCAUCUAAGCGUUGCCCAGGAAGAGCUGUUGGCUUUCUCUGAGGAACUGUCCAACCUCUACCACCACAUCUGCGUGUGCAACAACAUUACACCCAAACGGGUCACCCUAGACUACUACCGGGACAGUGCCAGGGGAGGCGGCGGAGGGGUGCGACGAUCACAUCAUGUCUUCGCCCAGCACAACUCCCAGAAGAAGCCUUGGGCUAAUGACAUGUUCAUCUCCAAAGCUGCAGCACUGCAGUUCAUGGGAGAGGUGGACAGUGCAGGAGCCAGCGGAGACGCUCUGACUUGUCCUGGUUCCCCCACUCUGGAUUUCAGGGACCCCUCCAAUGUGUCCAACCUGGUUGCUGUCAUCCGUUGCCAGAUCAAGCACCUCAGGGUGGCUGUGGACCUCUGCCGUCAGAGGGGAGCGAUGCCGUACUCUGGGCUCAGCAGCAGCAGCGAAGAAUCGGAGCGGGAUACCGAAAGCCUUCUGGAGGAAGUCCUAAAACUCAAAUCUCUUCUUAGCACAAAGAGAGAGCAGAUUGCCACCCUGAGAACUGUCCUCAAGGCAAACAAACAGACGGCUGAGUUGGCCUUGUCUAAUCUGAAAACCAAGUAUGAGACGGAGAAGAGCAUGGUGUCGGAGACCAUGAUGAAACUGAGGAAUGAGCUCAAAGCCCUGAAGGAGGAUGCCGCCACCUUCUCUUCUCUCAGAGUCAUGUUUGCCAGUCGGUGCGAUCAGUACGUCACCCAGCUGGAUGAGAUGCAGAGGCAGCUUGCUGCUGCUGAGGAUGAGAAGAAGACUCUUAAUUCUCUCCUGCGUAUGGCCAUCCAGCAGAAACUGGCUCUCACUCAACGUUUGGAGGACCUGGAGGCUCCUCAGGCUCCCCGCAGCUUGAACAGCAGCCCCCGGCGGUCCCGGGCCAAAGAGCUCGCCACAAAGUCAGGCCGGGCCUCCCGGAGCCCCCGAAGCAGUCCUGGCAGGCCCCAGCUGAGGAGCAGUCCACGGGCAAGCCCCGUCCUUGGCAGCAGCGUUCCUGCCUCGGCCACCCACCACUUGCGAGCUCUAACCCGAAGUCUCCACACCAGCCCUCGCUGAAACACUCCCACCAUCAAUCCAAAACCCCUCUACUCCAUAAGGAUCUGUCUUCAUGUUGUGAAUCCACCCCCCCACCCCCUCCUAGCUCCCUCCUUCCCUCCUGACUUGAGACAUCCUGUCCAUCCCAGAUAUGACACUGCAUUAUUCCCUCUCUACCCACCAGAACCAUGGAGUGAAUACAAAUAUUUGAAAAGGAAAAAGAAACCCUUCCAUCCCAGCCUCUUGGUGUUCUCUCCUCGGGGUGGAAAAACCUGCAUGCAGCCUGGAGGAGGAUGGAGAGACUAACCUGCUGAUCAUUUCUUUCUCUCUCUCUCAUUGACUGCAUCUAUGCCUCGUCUUUUUCAAUGCUGUAUAUUGUGAACCAUUGACAGUAUUUAUUCCAUGAACAGAACAUUUUUUAUGUACAGUAUUUACUAUUCUCUGACUCAGAUUCAAGGCUGUGAUCUGUUCUCUGAAGGCGUUAAUGUCUUCACACCCUCUUGCCUUUAGUUUGGCAACCUGGUCCGGCCUGUUUGGCAUUCCUUAGUGUUGGCAGGCUAUUAGCUCCUCUAGAGUAGCUCAUACUGGUCGUUGCUUGCAAGGAGCAGUGGAAAUUUACAGACAGAUCAAAGUGGAGCUCACCGUUGUCAAUAAUUCCUUGCAUCUUACUUGCAGUGCAGGCACACUACCUGUCCUUUUUUUUUUUUUAAUCUUUUGACUUUCCUUGUUCUAUUACUUCAACCUGUCAGCUACAUGCUUUAACAAGAAGUCAGUAAACAAUGUUGUUUCAGGUGGAAAUAGAUCAGCCAUAAGUUCACCACCUCAGGUCAAAACCGUGAAUAUUCCGUUUGAUAGUUUGAGAAAUCUUCAGUGGAGGUCUUACUUUACAAACUAUGCAUACGAAGCCAGAACGGUGCCUGUAUUCUGCUGCUGUUUGCUCGAGGUGGAUUCCUCCACGUGAGACUUUUGGUUUAACACUGGCUAGCUGCAGCUUCGUCACAAAAGCCCUGAGCAGUUUCUGUAGGAAUCACACUCUUGAUAAGCGUCCUAAUAAAUUAGAAUAUCGUCAAAAAGUGAA